AUGGAUAGAUUAAAAUGUGCCUUGUGUGGAAAAGUGUUUGGUGGGGGGAUUUUUAGGAUGAAACAACAUAUUGCUCAUGUGAUGGGGAAUGUAUCUUCAUGUCUAAAGUCUACAAAAGAUGAUCAAUUGAAAUGUAUAAAUUAUCUUAACGAAGGGAAGUUAAAAAAGAAAGCUAAAAAAGUUCAUAUUGAAGACUUAAGGGUAGAGGUGACACAAGAAUUGCAUGAUAGCGUGGAUGAAGUAGAAAAUUCUUUGGGGUCGAAGGCACCAAAUGUUAUAGGCCCCAUGGAUAACUUCGCAAACAUAAUAAACCCCGAAGAAGUUGUGAAGGCGGGAAAGGGCAAAAAUGUUGAUCUUAACAAUAUUGUCCGGAAAGAAAGAAUAUUAGCGGUCCAUAAAUUUAUUAGUAGGUGGGCAUGUGAGAGUGCGAUUCCUUUUCAUGCCUUUGAAAGGGAUAGCUUCAAAAUGAUGCCGGAGGUUAUUGGCCAAUUUGGAACCGGGCUUCCAUGUCCAACUAGAUAUGCUUUGAGUGACCCACUUCUAAAGCUUGAAGUUGAAAGAACAUAA
Molecule: messenger RNA, 567 nt
Organism: Lactuca virosa
Lineage: Eukaryota; Viridiplantae; Streptophyta; Magnoliopsida; Asterales; Asteraceae
Source: the annotation of a GenBank genome assembly